AUGUCUUCAAGUGACUCAGAAAACGAGAGCCCGACAUUGUUUUUUGAACUUGCCCUGCAAAUCUACACGAGCCUUCUUCUGCUCAUAGGACUACCGGGCAAUGCGAUUAGUGGCUACAUUAUGGCCAACGACCGUACAAAUCGAGUCACCACGCGGAUUCUGAUGGUUAUUAUUGCAGCAGCAGAUACUGCUGUCCUCCUCACAGCAGUCACUCGCUACUGGGCUCUAGAAGUGCUGAACACUGAUUUUCGAAACUAUUCUGACUGGAUUUGCAAGACGCACGUUUUUGCCGUAGCCUUCUUCACAGACUUUGCCGUUGGUGCUUUGUGUGCUGUGGCUGUGGAACGAUUUCUCGUUGUCGCCUUCCCUCAACGAGCCAACGCCGUUGCCUCGACACUAACUGUCACCACAGGAAUGCUCGCGUUUGCAGUCAUAUUGUCAGCCAAAAACGGCAUCCACUUCCUCAUAAUGGGUCUGCGACGCAUGACAACAGAACAGAAUGUGACUGUUUUCGUAUGCACACCCGACGAAGACUACACGAAGUGGACUAGGCUCUUUAUGAAGAUCGACUUUAUCAGCUUCGCUAUUCUGCCUUAUGUCAUUUUGUUUUCAUGCAACUUGUACAUAUUUUGUGUGCUGAGAAGACAGCGCAAACUCCUUUCUGCUGCAAUUAACCAAAGACAAAGACAGAAGGUCCUUCUUGUGGCAAACUUAGGCUCCGAUUCUUUAACCCUUCCAACAACCUCUCCCGAUAUUGAAGAGAGCGGUAGUCGCACUAGAGACUUUCGGGCUAGUUCUCGAUGUGGAAGUCAAGCAAAAUCAAUUUUGGGCAGUGGUUCUUCCAAACCUGAAAGAAAAAAACGGAAACCCGAGGAUGUAAUAAAAGUGCUCACAGCAUUAACGGUAGUCCAUGUGGUUUGCACGCUUCCGGGAACCAUUUUUACUCUUCUUACUGAGUACAUGGACUUAAAGAGGCAGAAGCCGACAAAGUACGUGCUUGUGAUGCUAAUUUUCACCAACAAUGCAAUCAACUUUUUCGCUUACUUGGCCUCAAGUGAGCGCUUCCGAAGUCAGUUCGCCAAUCUGUUCUCCUGUGGCCGCGCUACUCGACGAUAA
Messenger RNA from Mesocestoides corti, 1116 nucleotides. NCBI's taxonomy places the organism in Eukaryota, Metazoa, Platyhelminthes, Cestoda, Cyclophyllidea, Mesocestoididae. The record is from the annotation of a GenBank genome assembly.